AACUCGUAACCGUUCAGAGGCGCAGCCAGAUCCCCGCGCUCCCGCUCCCGCUCCCGCUCCCGCCGCCGGGAACUCACGACCGCCGAGCCGGCACCGGCGUUGUCUCGGAGCACGUUACUCUGUGGCCCACCGCUGGCGGGCUCGACCGAGCGCGCAAGGCUGUCUGCCGGCCAUCCUCGUGCACGCGCUCACGCCGCCCUCCCUCGUGCGCGCCUCCUGCGCGAUGCCGCCGGCGCCGGCGUACGCCGUCCUCGCUGCAGCAUUCAGGACCAGAAACCCCAUCUGCGUUCAUAGGUGGCUCGCUGUUUUUGGUUGGCGCACGCCUACCGUUCGACAGAAUGUGUCGGAGGUGCUUCCUGAUGCGGUAUUGGCUCCAGGCUUCCGCCCAAGCAUUGUUCCAAGAGGAUAUGUUCUCGGGUCGCCAAGGCUUUGCCAUACCAGCGCUUCCGGGGACUCCCUAGAUGUCCGCGUCGGUGAAGUCCUGAGAGUUCUCAAGUCUUGUGAUGCUGAUGCUGACCUCAGCAAAUACCUGUGUUGGUUUGCCGAUGAGAUUGACGAGGAUGUUGUUCUGAAAGUCCUCCAGAAGCAGAGGUCCAAUUGGCAGGUCGCGCUGCUGUUCUUCACUUGGGCGGCCGGUCUGCCUACGUAUGAGCACGGUCCGAGGACAUACAUCGAGAUGCUCGACAUCCUUGGGCGGAUGAAGAAGGUCAGGCUUAUGAGACAGCUCUUCGAUGAGAUUCCUGAACAACGCCGUGGGUUGGUUGUAACGAACAGGAUGUUUGCUGUCCUGUUGAACCGGUAUGCAGGGGCUCACAAGGUGCAAGAAGCGAUCGAAAUAUUCUACAAGAGGAAUGAUUAUGGGUUCGAGGUUGACUUGGUUGGAUUCCAGAUACUUCUGAUGUCGCUCUGUCGGUACAAGCACGUCGAGGAGGCUGAGGCCCUCUUUCUUCAGAAGAAAGAUGAGUUCCCUCCUGUCAUAAAGAGCUGGAACAUCAUUCUUAACGGUUGGUGUGUCAAGGGAAGCCUGCCUGAUGCUAAAAGGGUUUGGAAUGAGAUCAUUGCAUCUAAGCUUAAGCCGGACCUCUUCACAUAUGGUACGUUCAUAAAUGCACUAACCAAAGCUGGCAAACUUAGUACGGCUGUGAAACUAUUCACAAGCAUGUGGGAGAAGGGAAUCAAUCCCGAUGUGGCAAUUUGCAACUGUAUCAUUGACCAAUUGUGCUUCAAGAAAAAGAUUCCAGAAGCACUUAAGAUUUUUGGUGAGAUGAAUGACCGUGGUUGUCAAGCAGAUGUGGCUACCUACAAUACUUUGAUCAAACACUUCUGUAAGAUAAGGCGGACGGAAAAAGUUUAUGAGCUUUUGGAUGAUAUGGAGAAGAAAGGAUGCUCUCCAAACAACAUGACAUACACCUACAUUCUGAAGACAACUGAGAAACCUAGAGAUGUUAUGAAUUUGAUCCAGAGGAUGGAGGAAUCAGGUUGUAAGUUGGACUCUGACACGUAUAAUUUAAUAUUGAACCUCUAUGUCAGUAUGAAAUAUGAGAAGGGGGUACAACAAGUAUGGGAGGAGAUGGAGAGGAAUGGAUCAGGUCCAGAUCAGCGAUCAUUUACUAUUAUGGUUCAUGGACUUCACUCCCAGGGACAGCUGGACCAGGCUUUGCAAUAUUACACAACAAUGAAGUCGAGAGGGAUGACUCCAGAGCCAAGAACCAGGAUAUUGGUGAAAGCAAUACAUAUCAAGAAGGGUGGGCCUGAGACAGAAGAUCGAUCCCCAAGUAUGACUGGGAGAAAUCUAAAAUUGGAUCGUCGAUCAGGACUUUUCCAUGUUCGUAAAUAGUCACUGGAAGAUAAGUAAUCCUACCAGAAGAUGCUGAGCAUCUGGGUUUAUGGAACAUAAUCUAGUGACUUACAACUAUAUACAACCUAGAAAUCCACAAGGGAAGAGUCAUUGGCAAUACGAUGCCCCAAAAUUUAUGCUAUUUGAAAUGUCGCAGCAAGAUAUGUUUAGGAUGUAUUGGGCGAUUCAAUUACAGGUACUUGCUUAGAUGCUUGUAUUCUGGAGAUGUAUGUGAAAUACUUACAUAUGUUUGUUUCUUCAUGCAUUAUAUAUGUCGUUUGUAGUUGCUUCUGACAAAUGAAAACAUAAAACGGGGUUAAGAAUA
Molecule: messenger RNA, 2162 nt
Organism: Hordeum vulgare subsp. vulgare (domesticated barley)
Lineage: Eukaryota; Viridiplantae; Streptophyta; Magnoliopsida; Poales; Poaceae
Product: putative pentatricopeptide repeat-containing protein At3g15200
Exons: 2
Coding region: 224-1837 (537 amino acids)
Molecular function (GO): protein binding
Source: RefSeq, a predicted model, not a curated record